CAAGGAUUUCAUAAUUGGUACGAACGGGCCAGGCUUAGCAUGCCAAUCUCGGUCACGGGCUCACGGCUUCUGCCUUCUUCCUGCCGCACGCGCCGCCCAUUCGACGGCCGGAGCUCUCGAUCUCGGCUUCUACCUUCCGCACGCGGCCUUCCCAUCGCAACGGUACUGCCCGCUUGGAAGAUGGUAGAUGAGGAACAUGCUCCAAGCUCUAGGAAGAGGAUUGCGGGUACCCAAAUCAACAAGGAUAAUCCUGAGCCUGAUGAUGACGGACCAGAGCAAGAGAUGGGGACAUUUAAGAAAGCUAAUGAGGAUGUGAUGGCAACCCGGAGAAUUGUAAAAGUUCGGCGCCAGCAGCCAUCAUCAGCUCCUUCUUCUAAUCCUUUCUCAGCAAUCAGAUUUACCCCCAGUGAUUCUAGUGUUCAAACAAGUGCCCCUGUCCCAGAGCCUCAACCUUCAGAAGACAAAGCUGAUGACAGCAGCAAUGGUAGUGGGAAAGAUACUUUGUUUGUACCGGUUAAGAAUGCAGAUUCUGGUGAGACACCUGAGAUUCAGAAGGAUGAUUCAGCUGCAAAAACGGACUCUGAUGCCACAGCUGAAGCGCCGCCUCAACCUGUUGAAACCAAUGACAAGGCAGAAGACACAAAUGAUGGAUCUGAUGAAGACAAAGUAGUUGGAGAACCCAAGGAAGGUAACAGCAUGUCAUCUGAAGUUGAGGGCAAAACAAAAGAGGGGGAUGCUGAAGAAAAGAAAGGGGUAGAUGAAGCUGGAAAUGAAGAUAAAGUCAGCAAGGACAAUACUGAGAAGAAAGAUGGAGGUAAAUUAGAGACCAAGGAUGGGUUGUCUGAUGAGCAGAAGGAUGCUGAUAACAAAGGGCGGUCAUCAUCAGCGACACCCCUGUUCUCUUUUAAGAAUCUGUCAAGUGGUCAAAAUGCCUUCACAGGUUUGACUGGAACUGGAUUUUCAAGCUCAUCGUUCUCAUUUGGCUCAGCCUCUAAAGAUGGCUCAAGUGCUGGACUCUUAUUUGGGCUAAAGAGUGACGGUUCUUCAUUCCCUUCUUUUAACCUUGGUGCUAGCAACAACGGGAGUUCCUCCCUAGCUCUUGCUACUUCAGCAGAAGCACCCAAGAAAUUUGCUAUGCCAGAGGGCCCUGUUGAAACUGGCGAAGAAAAUGAGAAGGCGGUAUUCAAUGCUGACUCCGCAUUGUAUGAGUACUUGGAUGGUGGUUGGAAGGAAAGAGGAAAGGGGGAACUAAAGUUGAACGUCCCUGUAUCUGGUGGUGAGAGGGCUCGGCUUGUCAUGAGGGCCAAGGGCAAUUAUCGACUGGUUCUGAAUGCAAGCCUUUACGACGAUAUAUCGCUGAAGGACAUGGAUAAGAAGGGCGUGACAUUUGCUUGCGUGAACAGCAUCGGUGAGUCACAGAGCAGCCUUGCUACAUUUGCUCUGAAAUUCAAGGACACCUUCAUCAGGGAAGAGUUCAAAGCUGUGGUGGAGACUCACAAGGCGAGAAAGGCAUCUGACGCACUGAAGACUCCCGAGAACUCACCGAAGGCAGCUGAUGUCUGAAACCACUCGGGUUGCUGUAUGUGUCAAGGGAGGAGCUGCGGGCGGCUGAUGAGAGAUACUGUUUGUUAUUCCAGUCUUAAGUAACAAUAUCGUAUCAUGCCAUGUCUGACUUGCGAUUGCAUACGGUUUCCUGAUGCUGUUUUUGGAACAGUGGGUAGCCUGUUGAACUUCCAUUGAAGUCAUAAUCUUAGUAAACGGGAGAUGAGACUCCUUUGGUCUA
This is a messenger RNA of Phragmites australis (common reed), 1783 nucleotides long. RefSeq names its product nuclear pore complex protein NUP50A-like. The record is from RefSeq and is a predicted model, not a curated record. Gene Ontology annotation, molecular function: GTPase activator activity. Gene Ontology annotation, biological process: intracellular transport. Bases 40 to 1563 code for a protein of 507 amino acids. Lineage: Eukaryota; Viridiplantae; Streptophyta; Magnoliopsida; Poales; Poaceae. The transcript is spliced from 2 exons. Gene Ontology annotation, cellular component: cytoplasm; nuclear pore.